CGUUGCUCAGCGUCUCUGACAAGACCAACCUGGUGGAAUUUGCGAAGAGCCUGAAUGCUCUUGGCCUGGGUUUAAUUGCCUCUGGAGGAACAGCCAAGUCACUGAGAGAUGCUGGCUUGCCUGUCAGAGAUGUUUCGGACCUGACAGGAUUCCCUGAGAUGUUAGGUGGACGUGUGAAAACCCUUCAUCCUGCAGUCCAUGCUGGCAUCUUGGCACGUAAUAUUCCAGAAGAUAAUGCUGAUAUGAACAAGCAGGAUUUCAGCCUUGUAAGAGUCGUCGUGUGUAACCUCUACCCCUUUGUGAAGACUGUAUCCUCUCCGAAUGUAACUGUACAAGAGGCAGUGGAAAAGAUUGAUAUUGGAGGAGUUGCCUUGCUGCGGGCAGCUGCCAAGAACCAUGCCCGUGUGACAGUUGUAUGUGACCCUGCAGACUACUCUAUAGUAGCUAAAGAGAUGGCAACAUCAAGGGACAAAGAUACCUCUGUGGAAACCAGGCAUCACCUUGCACUGAAGGCAUUCACCCACACUGCUCAGUAUGAUGCAGCCAUCUCUGACUACUUCAGAAAAGAGUACAGCAAAGGUGUGUCCCAGCUGCCCCUGAGGUAUGGCAUGAAUCCUCACCAGAGUCCUGCACAGCUCUACACUACGAGAUCUAAGCUUCCCCUGACAGUGGUGAAUGGCUCUCCAGGGUUCAUCAACCUGUGUGAUGCUCUCAAUGCCUGGCAGCUGGUGAAGGAACUCAAGCAGGCAUUGGGGAUCCCAGGGACAGGGAGCAGUGAAAGGCUCUGGUUUGAGUGCCCUGGCCUGUAUUUCCCACUAGGUGCUGCUGUUGGAGUACCUCUCAGCGAAGAGGAGGCGCAAGUCUGCAUGGUGCACGACUUCCACAAGACCUUAACGCCCUUAGCGUCUGCCUACGCGCGAAGCAGAGGUGCUGAUCGGAUGUCUUCUUUUGGUGACUUCAUUGCCCUGUCUGAUAUCUGUGAUGUGGCUACUGCCAAGAUUAUUUCCAGAGAGGUAUCUGAUGGUGUGGUAGCUCCUGGGUAUGAGGAAGAAGCUCUCAAAAUCCUUGCCAAAAAGAAGAAUGGUGGUUAUUGUGUCCUCCAGAUGGAUCCUCAUUAUGAGCCAGAUGACAACGAGAUUCGAACCCUCUAUGGAUUGCAUCUCAUGCAGAAGAGGAAUAACGCAGUCAUCGACCGGUCAUUGUUCAAGAACAUCGUUACAAAGAAUAAAAAUCUGCCUGAGUCUGCUGUUCGAGACCUGAUUGUUGCCAGCAUCGCUGUCAAAUACACCCAGUCCAAUUCCGUUUGCUACGCCAAGGAUGGGCAGGUCAUCGGUAUUGGAGCUGGCCAGCAGUCCCGCAUCCACUGCACGCGUCUGGCUGGUGACAAGGCAAACAACUGGUGGCUCCGGCACCACCCACGUGUGCUCUCCAUGAAGUUCAAAGCGGGUGUGAAGAGAGCAGAGAUCUCCAAUGCCAUUGAUCAGUACGUCACUGGGACCAUUGGUGAGGAUGAAGACCUGGUGAAAUGGCAGGCGAUGUUUGAAGAGGUGCCCGCGCAGUUAACGGAAGCAGAGAAGAAGCAGUGGGUUGCCAAGCUGACUGCCGUCUCGCUCAGCUCUGAUGCGUUCUUCCCUUUUAGGGACAAUGUGGACAGAGCUAAACGGAGUGGAGUACAGUUCAUCGCUGCCCCGGCUGGCUCAGCUGCUGACGAGGUUGUGAUCGAAGCCUGCAAUGAGCUUGGGAUAACCCUCAUUCACACCAAUCUCCGGCUGUUUCAUCACUGAGUUUACCGUUCGGUCGCAGUCUCAGCAGCAGCAGUGACUGGAAUAUCACCAGCUUAAUUGGGAGGCACCUGCAGUCUGUGCUUAGCGAACGUUUGGAGGAUCUGUAAAUGAGAGCUUUCCCUGUGUUAGCAGAUAAUGAAGGUGCAAGAGGUUGGCCUC
Messenger RNA from Mesitornis unicolor (brown roatelo), 1943 nucleotides. It is a transcript of the gene ATIC, whose product is annotated as 5-aminoimidazole-4-carboxamide ribonucleotide formyltransferase/IMP cyclohydrolase. The annotation marks the transcript as partial. The transcript is spliced from 15 exons. Gene Ontology annotation, molecular function: IMP cyclohydrolase activity; phosphoribosylaminoimidazolecarboxamide formyltransferase activity. Gene Ontology annotation, cellular component: cytosol. Gene Ontology annotation, biological process: 'de novo' IMP biosynthetic process. NCBI's taxonomy places the organism in Eukaryota, Metazoa, Chordata, Aves, Mesitornithiformes, Mesitornithidae. The record is from RefSeq and is a predicted model, not a curated record.